Molecule: messenger RNA, 1940 nt
Organism: Rhodamnia argentea
Lineage: Eukaryota; Viridiplantae; Streptophyta; Magnoliopsida; Myrtales; Myrtaceae
Product: methylmalonate-semialdehyde dehydrogenase [acylating], mitochondrial
Exons: 19
Coding region: 255-1868 (537 amino acids)
Biological process (GO): L-valine catabolic process; thymine catabolic process
Cellular component (GO): mitochondrion
Molecular function (GO): methylmalonate-semialdehyde dehydrogenase (acylating, NAD+) activity; malonate-semialdehyde dehydrogenase (acetylating, [NAD(P)+]) activity
Source: RefSeq, a predicted model, not a curated record
CCGAAAGGGAACGGAAGUUCAAACGCAAAAGCAAGACUCUGACGUCCCAUUUCGAAUAUCACCCGCACGAUUCUUGCCCAUCAUCGACAAAUCGGAGCUCCGCAAACAUCCAACGGCUUAGAUUUCGUGGAUCGCGCUCCUGGGAGUGCACUCGAUCACUGACCUCCUAUAAAAUACUCUUGGGAGGAUGAGCCGAAUGUAAGGAGUGACGUUCUUCACUUCGCUUGGGGUCACAGUCACUUGCCACCAAAACCAUGUUGCGGUUUUCGAUUCAGAGAGUGAAAAAGUUGCAGGCUUUGAGGCCUCGGAUUCUUGCUUUUGGAAGUUCUCGUUUCUCCACUGCGACCGAGCCUUCUUCGAGACAUGGGCAACCACCGAGGGUUCCCAAUCUCAUCGGAGGUGCUUUCAUUGAUUCAAAAUCAUCUUCCUUCAUUGAUGUGACAAAUCCCGCUACACAAGAAGUUGUCUCCCAAGUUCCAUUAACUACAAAUGAAGAGUUCAAAGCUGCAGUACAUGCUGCAAAAAAGGCAUUUCCUUCCUGGCGGAAUACGCCAGUCACGACCCGUCAACGCAUUAUGUUCAAGUUACAACAGCUUAUUCGGAGAGACAUGGAUAAGCUUGCCAUGAACAUAACCACCGAACAGGGAAAGACCCUGAAGGAUGCACAAGGAGAUGUUUUUCGUGGGUUAGAGGUGGUAGAACAUUCAUGUGGGAUGGCUACACUUCAGAUGGGAGAGUAUGUUUCCAAUGUAUCAAGUGGAAUUGAUACCUACAGUGUCAGAGAGCCCCUUGGAGUUUGUGCUGGAAUCUGUCCCUUUAACUUCCCAGCAAUGAUUCCUCUAUGGAUGUUUCCAGUUGCAGUGACAUGUGGUAACACCUUUGUUUUAAAGCCAUCUGAGAAAGAUCCUGGGGCGUCCAUCAUGCUAGCAGAGUUAGCACUGGAGGCUGGUUUGCCUGAUGGUGUACUCAAUAUAGUUCAUGGAACAAGUGAUAUCGUCAAUGCUAUUUGUGAUGACGACGACAUCAGAGCUGUGUCAUUUGUCGGUUCCAAUACUGCUGGCAUGCACAUUUAUUCAAGAGCAUCAGCCAAGGGAAAACGUGUUCAAUCAAAUAUGGGGGCCAAAAACCAUGCCAUUGUCUUGGCUGAUGCAAGUGUUGAUGCAACUUUAAAUGCUCUAGUUGCUGCUGGAUUUGGUGCUGCUGGACAGAGAUGUAUGGCGCUCAGCACAGUGGUUUUCGUUGGAGGAUCAAAGUCAUGGGAAGACAAACUGCUGGAGCAAGCUCAAUCACUUAAAGUGGAUUGCGGAACCAAACCUGGUGCGGACCUAGGUCCAGUUAUUAGCAAACAAGCAAAGGAACGGAUAUGCAACCUGAUACAAUCUGGCGUUAGUGAUGGUGCCAGACUAGUGCUUGAUGGGAGAAACAUAGUGGUUCCUGGGUAUGAACAUGGUAAUUUCAUCGGGCCCACCAUAUUGGCUGAUGUCAAGCCUGAGAUGGAGUGCUACAAGGAGGAGAUCUUUGGCCCUGUUCUGCUUUGCAUGCAGGCUCACAGUUUUGAGGAGGCCCUGGACAUUGUCAACAAAAACAAAUAUGGAAAUGGAGCAUCUAUAUUCACGACAUCUGGUGCAGCUGCGAGGAAAUUCCAGUCAGAGAUUGAAGCUGGACAGGUUGGCAUCAACGUUCCUAUCCCAGUUCCUUUGCCCUUUUUCUCGUUUACUGGUUCCAAGGCUUCGUUCACGGGUGACCUUAACUUCUAUGGCAAGGCCGGGGUUAACUUCUACACCCAGAUCAAAACCGUGACACAACAGUGGAAAGAUUUGCCUAGCGGGAGUGGAGUUUCGCUGGCCAUGCCAACUUCCCAAAAGUGAUCAUGUGCAUUAUUGUAAUUAUCCCUGGGCACUCCUUGGAAAAUUUGAAUAAAUUCUUCCUUGCAAAUUCAA